GCGCUUUCCACCCAAUCCAUUCCAGUGAAUCAUGGACACUGCAAUGCCGCCGCAGCCGCAAUCGUCGACGAGUCCGCCUCCAGGACCGGUAUCGACGAGUGAAGAUGCCCUUGCAGGCAUGCAUGCUCUCGUGCAGACAGCUUUGGACUACAAGCUCAAGGGCAACCCCGUGACGUACAACGUGCUCGUGUCCAAGUUGGAGAACACCAGCGAGGACGAAGAACGCCGACAAUUGUACCUUGUCCUGCCACGAUGCAUCUCCACGUUGACGAAGGACUUGGACGCGUACCACGAGCUCGUGCAUCGCAUCUACACAUUCGACUUCCUCACCACGAUGCCCAUCAUCGAUGCGUACAUUCGCUUGAUCACACACUUGGUCACGGCGCACACAUCGUUCCUCCAACCAACGAUCCACAUGCUCGUGCGCAACCUGCUCCGCGUGCCCCGCCCCGCGCCCUUGUCCGUGUCUCCAUUGGCGGUGCAAAUCAAGUCCACCCUCACUCGUCGUGUGAGCAUCGGCAUUCCCACCGUGAACUCUGGUCCGUCAGAAGCCGAGCUGGCCGCACAGUUCGAAGCGUCGCUGCAACAGCGCUUCGCGUCGGUCCACGCAGCGUUCGAGAAGGUUCUGCAUCUCGUCCCAGCGUCCAUCCAUCACGUGUUCCAGUGUCUGUGCGAGUACUACCCGCACAAGCGCCUCGAAACUCCUAUCCAGCUGUCGUACCUGACCAAUUUGUUUCAAUUGACCACGUAUGCCAAGGGAUUGCAAGAGCGCGUUCUGGGUCUCGUGGUGGAGAAGCUAGUGGCGAUCGACGUGGAAAUCAAGCUGGAAGCGACCGAGGAAGACGUGUUCACGAUGGACGACUUCUUGGACGAUGCGACGUGCGUGGACCCAGAAAACCUCAAGGGCGUCGACGAGAUGGCCGACAAGCUGGACCAUCUCAUGCUCGCCACGUUCACGUACUUGGAGGCGGCGGCGUCCGACCACCCGCGGCUCUUUGCGUUUCUGCUCAAAUCGUUCGACCAGAGCAUCCUCAACACCCACCGUUCCAAGUACCCACAGUUCCUCCUCUUUUACAUCUGCAAGAGUCCGUCCGAGCACCAGGAGCUGCUUCUUUCGCAGCUCAUUUCCGUCGCGCUCGAUGCCAAGGUCCCACCCGUGACCCGGCUCAGUUGCUCGUCGUACCUGGCGUCAUACGUGGCCCGCGCCAAGUACCUCGGCCUCAACGCCAUCAAGCACACGCUAUUCCACAUCAUGCGGUACAUCCAUGGACAAGUGGACGUCCUCGACGAAGCCGCGGCGGCGAUAAUCCCGCCCUCUUCCAUCGUCGACAAGUGCCUCGUGGAUCUCGUGCAGUCUGCAUGUUACAUUGUGUGCUUUCGAGGGCUCGAGCUGUGUGGAUCAGAAGCUGGCUACACGUUUGUGCGGUCGCUUGGGUGGACGCGGGUACUGACGUCGCGGCUCCACCCGAUGCGGCAUGCCGCGUUCCAUGGCGCCGUCGCGGCCGAGUUUAUGAACGUCGCCGAGUUGUUGGGGUUGGUGUCAGAUGAGGCGAUCGAAGGGUUGUGGGAAGGCAUGAAGCAGGCGCCGUCGGCUAAAACCCUCGAGCGAAGCAGCAGCGCCGCGACUGCCUCCAUGUGCUUUUUCCCGUUUGAUCCAUAUUUAUUGAGAAGGUCGUUUCGGUUCAUCGGGCCCUUGUAUUUGUACUGGAAACAUGCGGACCCGACGUUCUCGGGCAACUCGGAUGCGUUUGCGAUGGCCCAAACCCACAUGAAGGCGUUCGAAGCCCGCGAACAUGGGAGCAGCAGCAGCGACGACGACGACGACGUGGAUGACAAUGCCAGCAUGAGCAGCAGCAGCUACGUGAGUAUGGGCGGCAACGCAAGCAGCUUUGUCCGAAGCAGUUUGAGCGAGAUGAGCGUCGUGGGCAGUUUUACAGGCAGCGAAGACUUUGAGUUUGGAGGUCGACACAACCCAGCGGUGGUGGUGGUGGCCGAUCCCAUUGAAGGGUGUGACGGCGCGGCGGCGUCGCGGGGGUUCAAGACCACGUCCCUGUACUACCACGAUGAAGAAGAGAUUGGCUUUUAACACAAGAUAGAGAAAAACGAGAUUAUAUAAGUCGUCAUGAUGG
Aphanomyces astaci is the source of this 2129-nucleotide messenger RNA. RefSeq lists its product as hypothetical. NCBI's taxonomy places the organism in Eukaryota, Oomycota, Saprolegniomycetes, Saprolegniales, Verrucalvaceae. Gene Ontology annotation, molecular function: RNA polymerase I core binding; RNA polymerase I general transcription initiation factor activity. Gene Ontology annotation, biological process: transcription initiation at RNA polymerase I promoter. Gene Ontology annotation, cellular component: nucleus. The record is from RefSeq and is a predicted model, not a curated record. The transcript has 4 exons. Bases 32 to 2086 code for a protein of 684 amino acids.